GUUUUAAAUUUCAAAUAAAAAAUAAAUCUCAAAUCAAUUAAAAUCAUUUAAAAAAAACUUGAAUUGAAUUCCGACUCAACAAAAUGGAAAACGAAUUAAAUAGGUUACAAAAUGCGGCAAAUCGCAUUUUAAAUAUAGUGCAAGUUGUUGACGCAUUUGAAAAUGCGACGAGCUCUAAGCGAAGGUGGUCGGUUCAUCCAAUUAAUCAAAACCGUGUUAACCAAGGUGACUUUGUUAACUUGUUACAAGAAAUUCUUGAGUACGACGAAGAAAAGUUCUUCAAUUAUACAAGAAUGGAAGUUCCCCAAUUCAACUAUCUGCUUAACUUAGUUGAACCUCAUUUGACCAAAUUCAGCAAUAGGUUAGGGCUUCCGGUUGCAUUGCGCUUAUUUGUAACCUUGAGGUUUCUUUCAACAGGGGAUAGUAACAGUUCUUUGGCCUAUGCGUAUCGCAUAGGUAAAUCAACUGUACAAGCUAUAAUUCCGGAAGUGUGUGAAGUUCUGUGGACCGUACUAAAGCCAAUAUAUUUGCCAAAAAAAACACAAAGUGGUUGGCUGCAAGAUGCACAUGAUUUCCAUCAAACCUGGAAUUUUCCACAUUGUUUGGGUGCAGUGGAUGGAAAGCAUAUUUCCAUUCAAGCACCAAGAAAAAGUGGAUCGCUGUACUUUGACUAUAAGAAACAUUACAGCAUGGUAUUACUGGCAGUUCCAGAUGCCAAUUACAAAUUCACCUACGUGGAUUUUGGGGCGUUUGGUUCACAGAGCGAUUCUGGUAUAUUUACAAAUAGUACUUUUGGAAUGCUUUUGGAAAGGGAUCAAAUGAAUUUUCCAAGUUCUUCUCCUUUACCUGGAGAAACUUUGAAUUUGCCAUAUUUUAUGGUGGGAGACGAAGCUUUUCCACUAAAAAAUUAUUUGAUUACACCAGUGGAAGGUAUUUGGAAGACAGUAAAUCUUAUUUUAAUAAGAGACUUUCUAGAGCACGCCGCGUAG
This is a messenger RNA of Episyrphus balteatus (marmalade hoverfly), 989 nucleotides long. RefSeq lists its product as uncharacterized. NCBI's taxonomy places the organism in Eukaryota, Metazoa, Arthropoda, Insecta, Diptera, Syrphidae. The record is from RefSeq and is a predicted model, not a curated record. The transcript is spliced from 4 exons. The coding region runs from base 84 to 989 and encodes 301 amino acids.